Messenger RNA from Rhizoctonia solani, 2250 nucleotides. RefSeq names its product something about silencing, SAS, complex subunit 4. The transcript has 3 exons. Lineage: Eukaryota; Fungi; Basidiomycota; Agaricomycetes; Cantharellales; Ceratobasidiaceae. The coding region runs from base 1 to 2250 and encodes 749 amino acids. The record is from RefSeq and is a predicted model, not a curated record.
AUGAACGGCUAUUCACCCUACCCUACCAACACCCACCAAGCUAUUUAUGCCGGUUCCAAUGGUCACCUACCGGUAGCAGGGCCCGCUAACGAUGUCCAACACCUCCGGCCGAGCCGAGGAGAGGGCUUGGAUUACCACCAUGAUAGUGACCAUUCAUUUUCGCCCCAAUCAGCACCACCCAACUACCUACAGUACACUCCUGAAACUGCAUCUGCUUCUCAAAAUAUCGAGAUUUCAGCUGCACCCCCUCCCUCUCCAUCUUACAAAGCGCUUGGUAAACGACGGGCGUCUGCUGUCGAUCCCCCUGCCAUCACAAUUGACUACCAACAUGGCACUCCUGACUCUUCGUUUGCCAAUGGGGGUCGGGCCAGUGCUACCCCACCUUAUGUUGAGUCGACAGCACCUCGUAAUAACAGACAAAAGGGUCGUCCAAAGGCGAGCUCGAGGACUGUACCACGAGCGCCUAAGGAGCCAGCAUUGCGCCGCGUCAUGCCUUCACGCCAGCGACGAGGUGCAACAGCGCAUGGCGUUGGAAGCAACCCGAUCGAUACCAUGAUUAUUGAGGCACGCCAGCGCGCAGCUGAAUAUGUGCCCAUAGUGGACCCGGAUGCCGUAUUUCUCAUAACAACGGAUCCCAAAGGGCCACCCAUCGCCGGCCCUUCAAACGCUGGAUCUGGGGGCGCCACCACAGGAAACGAGGAUGAACGGUACUUCGAGCGAGAAGAAGUGGCCGAAAAUAUACGCCAGCAGGCCAUCAUCCAAACACCAGAGUUUUGUUUACUUUCUGAAGUCUAUCAGCCGUCGUCUCGUCUUAGGACCCGGACCGAAGCGGACGUCUUUGACUCAUCAGAUGCGGCGUAUGAGCGGCUCCACCGUAGACCCGAGAUGCUCGAAAAACGACAACGGAGACGUGAAAAGGACAAGCUGGAACAUGAGCGGUACAAACUCAAAGAGCGAGUUGAGCAGCUCCGUGCUAUGGAUCUCCAGCAUUUCCGCGGGCUACUUUCAUCUUCACAUUCUGCCCCAGGCACAGAAUCUAACCACGAGCUGGAAUCAAUACGCAGCGAGCUUCUUGCGCAUGCAGACGAUCUCAUUCGACGUUAUGAUAUACUCUUGCCGCCUGAUCCCCGCGCGGCGAAUGGACAGCGAUUACGUCUGAAAGAAUGGGAAGUCCGCCGAGAAGGGAAUCGGUUUAUACCCCUCACAGAUGAAGCGGCUAGCGAACUUGCCGCAGCUGGUUUGUUGGAUGAGCAAUCCGCCGCCGAGGCUGCCGCCGCAGGGUUGCUGAUCACCGCCGCAGGUCCUGGUUUACCGCUGGGGGGGAAGGGAGGAAAAGGCUAUGGUGUUGGGUUCCAGGCCAAUUUAUUGCCAAGCGAUACCGACGGCGAAGAGGAUGUUGAAGGCGAAGGUGAAGGUGAAUGUGAAGGUCAUGUUGAUGUGACGGAGCACGAUGACGAGCUGGAGGUUAACGAAUCCCCGUCGCCAACACACAAGGGUGAGGAAGAGCCCAGGGCUGAAAAUGACAUCCAGCCUUCGAUCUCUCCCGUCCAAGAGCCUCCUCGGCCUUCUUCAGGCAUGUUGAAGAUCAGGCUCAAAGUUCCAAGGCCCUCUAUUACCCCUAAGAGCUCAGAUCUAUCUCAAGACACAACCCGGGCGCCUUCAGAAUCAGAGGCGCCAGUUCCCCAAGAAGAAUGCCCGCCUAACAUUCAGGAAGCUCCCACUAUUGAAGUCCCGCAGUCACCUGGAUCCCUUCCUGACGAUGUGCCGCAUAGCGUGAACUCUCCAAUCGCUCAAUUGGAAACUCGCGACAUACCUCAGCCUACCGAGGAUUAUCCUACACCGACCCCAUCGGUUACCUCGCUAAGUGGUGCAAUUCCAGGACCGAAUGCGAGUGUGUGGACCGAGUUACCCUACCAUGACGUCCCUUAUGAACACCAGCCUCGCGGAGUGCCCCGAGCGUCACCUGUUCCGCCAGUACAUUCAACUCGUCGAGCAUCUUCAGUGCACACCAUGGUUGCGCCUAGAGUCAGAACUCCAGUAGCUUCUACUCCAGCACCUGUUGGGAUACCCGUCCUUUUGGCUGCCGCUGAGCGGGAAGCCAACCAAGCCGCCGGACGCCGUGGACGCAAUCUGCGGACGGCCGAGGCGUUUGGGGUAAAACUCCCACGAGCUUUGGAGGAAGAAAAGGAGUUUACUAUACCUGGCGAGUGGAUCGCACAGCACUUGAUGGAAAUGGAGAUAGUUGAUUAG